AUGUAUUUGGAAAAUGGUGGGAUUGAUUCCAUUGAAAAAGAAAAUGCUGUCAAAUCAUCAAAACUUUACAACAUGAUAACAAAUUCAAAAAUUUAUCAGUCUCCUGUUGAGAAAUCAGUUAGGUCAAGAAUGAAUAUACCAUUUCAUAUUGAUCCACCUGAAUUGGAAAAAAAAUUUCUGGAUGGCGUAGUUCAAUUGGGAAUGGUUCAAUUGAAAGGUCAUCAUAGUGUAGGUGGUAUUAGAACAAGUAUUUACAAUGCAAUGCCUUUACAAGGUGUAGAAAUAUUGGUUGAAUAUAUGAUUGAUUUUGAAAAAAAGAAUUCUAAAUAA
Molecule: messenger RNA, 330 nt
Organism: Entrophospora sp. SA101
Lineage: Eukaryota; Fungi; Glomeromycota; Glomeromycetes; Entrophosporales; Entrophosporaceae
Source: the annotation of a GenBank genome assembly